GUCACCCUGCAGCAUAACUAAGGCUGAUAAGAGCCAAAGUGUGGUUGGCUGCCUGCAGCAGCACACAUACAGACAUAACUGGGAGAGAUUUACAUGCUGGUGGCUGUUUGUGAGCGGUCCAGGUUAAGGCUACAGCAACAAGGCAUUGUAAAAGGCACCCCAGGUUACAGGGAAGGGGUGACAUAGCUACUCAUUAGCCUGGAUCGUAUCCUGGUAUGUCACAUCCUCCUACCAAAUGCUGACACACCCCAGUAAUCUUCCUUCCCCACCCCACAGACACACACAACCAUCCAUGAAGGAACAAACUGUUAAAUUCCUCUUCCCCCAUCCCAAGUUCACCGAACAAAAUCCACACAUAAUCAUGUGGGGAGAGGCAAUAAAACACAAGAAUAUCCUUUCUGAUACAGAAAAUAUUACACAUGUACCAAGCCCUCCUGACUCAAAUGCACCAACCAGCCAGAAAAGACAGUAAACAUCAGCAAAGUAGACUCUUUUAGAGGUGAGACCAUACCACGCUGAGAAAGAUCUCUGCUUUCCUCACCCUGGAGAGAGACUAACAUACAGUAAAAUCCCCUUACUUUGGGUAAAGUCAUAUCUACACAUCAACUAAGGAAAACGUUUAGAAAGGUUCGCACAAUCUGAAGUUUAUUUCUUCAGGGCUGAGCUCUUUAAUAGAGUUAUUAUGCAACCACGACUGAAAGGAAUCUCCUCCAGCCCCCAAUUGUGUAGCUCAACAGGCCUGCUCAGGUGAAUUCCCGUUGGUAAAGCACUUUGGGAUCCAGCUGGAUAAUAGGCACAUUAAACAGCAAAUAUAUCAUUGUCUUUGCAAUCACAACAAAAAAAGAUGACUGCAGAAUUUAGUAGUCUUUUGAUUCUAAACCAAUCAUCUUAUUUUCAAAUAAUGGCAUUAUACUACUGAAGGUUGAGCAAUCAUCUCUGUAUCAGUUUACACAGUUAAUUUAUUAUUCAUUGUACAGGAUUAGAUGGCAUAACAGAAGGAAGUUGGAAAACAAUACACUGUAGAAGCUGGGUGGUGAUGACCCUACUGAUUCUCUUUUCCAAGUAAAAUGUAACUAGGCUUUAAACAAAGCAGCUAGACUUUAAGUUUUGCCAUGUGAGAAUUCAAUUACUAAAAUAUUUUAACAUGGGUAUGAGGUUUGGAAGAUGCAGUUGAUACAGAUUUUUUAAUUAUUAUUAUUAAUGCCAUACUAUGUUUGCUGCUGCUACCAAAAACUUUGUUAAGCAGGUUGGUGAUGGUGGGAGAUUAGUCCCUGUUCCUAGCCUCAGUGAGGCUGACAAAUACCAACCUCUCAGUCUUGUUAUUAAGAAGAGAAAAUGUUUUCUUUCAAAAAAAUCUAAAUUUACUUCGACACCUUUCACCCUAAAAGACAUUCUUCAGGGAGAGAAAGAAAUUUCAGCUGGUGUUUCAUCCUAUCAGCUGUUGAACUAUGAAGACAAAUCAGAUGUUUCACUCUAUGGUAGACGAGGAAAUCAGAUGAUGAGUGAUGUUGGGGUCAAUAUUGCUGGAUCUGAUUCUAUUGCAGUAAAAGCUUCAUUUGGUAUAGUGACCAAACAUGAGGUUGAAGUACCAACGUUACUUAAAGAACUUACUACUAGAAAAAUUAACUUUGAUCACUGCCUAGUCCGACAAUCAAGAGAAAGUAGGAAAGAGGUUCUGUGUGUGGUCAUGGAAAGUAUUAGAACAACACGGCAGUGCUCAUUAUCUGUGCAUGCUGGUAUGCGUGGGGAAACAAUGAGGUUUCAUAUUAUUGAGGACCAAAAUCACAAAGGACGAGAGAAAGCUAUUGUUUUUCCAGCUCACACAACUAUUGCAUUUAGUGUAUUUGAACUUUAUAUUCACUUGGAUGGUAAUUUUGAGUUCUGUGUCACUCCAGUUUCAAAAGGAGGAUUUGAAAAAGAGCAAUCUGGAUCAUUUUCAUUGAACAAAUUAAGGAGGAAUCUGUUCCACCAAAAUAAAAGGGUAAUGGAUAUCAUUGCUAAUUCAGAUGCUUACUUGGAGGACCUUUUUACAGACUAUUAUGAAAAAGCUGCAAGCAUGACUGAUAUCUCUACAAGCUAUCUCAGAGAAGGGUCUCAUAUCCGGGUUAAUUUACUUAAUAACAACAUCCCAAAAGGUCCUUGUGCCCUUUGUGGAAUGGGAAAGUCUAAAAGAGAGACAGUCUAUGGAUGCCUAGAGUGUUCUUUUAAUGGACAAAAGUAUGUACGACUGCAUGCUGUGCCCUGCUUUGAUGUCUGGCACAAGAGAGUGAGAUAAAUGAUCUAUGAGCGUGACUGUUGUUAUAGACUUCAAUGUAACUGUGCCACAAAAUUUCCAAAAUUGUUGAAUAUUAAGUGCAACAGACAUUAAAAGUCAAAAUAUUUGGUUAUGCUAUUUCCUUUUUUAUUGUAAAGUGAUUCUUUUAUUUUACAAUAAAGAUAAUUCUAUUACUUAGUGCAGAAAUGCCCCAUAUACAGCCCCUUCAAAAAAUUUGCUACUUUUUUUCUUUGUGGCACUUUCUCAUUUUAUCAUUCAUGAUAAAUAAUAUAUACAUGUUGAAAUUGAAUUCCAGAGUAGCAAUCAGAAUAUAGUUUGGAAUUUACUAUAAAAGCGGCUUCUUCACAUUUGGUCUGUCAAGAUGUUAUAUAUUGCCUUAACUACAUCAGAGUAUGAUGAUAAAAUGAGAACGUGUUAAUAAUUUAGUGCUAUCAUGAAUGUUUAAUUGAAGUAUCAAAUUAAAAGCACAUUUAAAAACUAGCUCAGUUUAAGGUUUCAUUUACAAGAGGGGAAAAGUUAAAAGGAUUGCAGCUGGUGAUUAUGGAUUCCAUUUUAGGCUGUGAAUUCACCAUAUGUCUAUUCUGAUUAUAUUUGUAGGGACCACGAACAAGUCUACAGUUUGCACUUGGGUAACUCAAAUCUCACUUUUUUUUUUUUUUUAAAGCCUUCAGACUUGCUGCUGACUUUAGUGGCUUUGACAUAGUUGAAAAAAAUAAAAGAAACAAAAUUAUAUUGCAUUGCAAAACUAGUGUACUGAAUCCCACCUAUUACAUCUCAGGUCUAGUAGCUGUAGAGCCCAAUAUCACAAAUUAAAAAGUUGUAUGCAGUCAAGUUGUAGCUGUUGCAAUCCCGGGAUAUUGGAUAGACAAGGUGGGUAAGGAAAUAUCUUUCAUUGGACGAACUUCUGUGAUACUGGGAGUUCCCUUCCAAGAUUUGAAGAAGAGCUCUGUGUGG
Chelonia mydas (Green sea turtle) is the source of this 3229-nucleotide messenger RNA. RefSeq names its product pejvakin (gene PJVK). Gene Ontology annotation, cellular component: cytoplasm. Gene Ontology annotation, biological process: programmed cell death. The coding region runs from base 1211 to 2275 and encodes 354 amino acids. The record is from RefSeq and is a predicted model, not a curated record. NCBI's taxonomy places the organism in Eukaryota, Metazoa, Chordata, Testudines, Cheloniidae. The transcript has 6 exons.